AUAUCUUACGUCUGUAGCAAUAUAAUCAAUAGUAUAUCCUAAAACUAAAUAAAUGAUAAUAUAAGACCUAUAAAUAUACACGUUGUGUGACUAGAACAAUAUUAUAUAAACAGAUAAAUAAGAUAUAUUUAGAGGCUGUAAAUAAAUUUUGGGUGAUAUAAAUCAAAAUGGCAGCCUCCAUGUCGCUUACAAAAAUUUCAACAUUUAUCAGAAAUACGCUUCCUAAAGCUCCACAGAUCUGUACUCAAGCCAUACUUCCAGCUUGUUGUACAAUGACCAGAUUACAGUCAAUGGAACAUAGGGUUCCACUGAUACCAGGUGGACUUCAUCGUUUUUAUUCAGCAGAAUCUUGGCAGAGUUCAACAGCACCAACGACUACUUCCCACCAGCAAGUUGAGCCCGAAGUGACUGAUGAAGCAGAUGUCUUGUACAAGUCAGUAGAGAUUGAAGCUAAAGGCCAUGAACUUGCAGUGUUAGAUAGUUAUGAGAAGUUUUGCUGCCUAGCUGCCAAGGAACUAGGCCUGAACAUGGCAAAUGUGUGGACUCCCCCAAGGAACAUCCUUAGAAGGACAUUGCUGAAGUCUAAGCAUAUUUACAAGAAGCAUAGGGUGCAAUAUGAAAUAAGAACAUAUUUUAGAGUCUUCCAAUUAAAACAUAUAACAGGCUGCAGUGCUGACACCUAUCUGGAGUACAUACAAAGGAAUCUCCCAGAAGGAAUGGCCAUGAAGGUGACUCGAAAUCGUUUAGAAGCAAUACCAGACCAUAUACAACCUCCUGAAGAUUUUGCUGGGAAAAGUGAUGAACUGCCAUACCCUCCUUACAAUAAACAAAGCUAGGACUAAAUUACUUACUUAAACAUUACGAAAGUAUUAUGAACAACUGAGUGAUAAAAAGAAACAAUUUUGAUGGAAGAAUCAUAUACAUGUAGUCUAUAUGGAACCCACCUUUUUCAAACAUCUCUGGUUCCCAAAAUGGAUGAACUUCAGUGGGAGGAAAUGUCCAAUAAUUGAAUUAUAAACCCCUUGCUUUAGCAAACAGCACAUUAACAUAACGCUACCAAGACAUUACGAAAUUCACUAAAUAAUGUCCUGGUUGCUGAAAUGAGGGAAUUUUGGAACAAAUCAUCUUUGUAGGUGAGAAUGAUGAAAAUAAAAAAAAUCCUCCAACGGAAGGUCAUCCAUUUUGAUAUAAAGACGUUACAUAUUUAUAACCAGGUGGGACCAGUGAACAUUACCAUAAUUUUAGCACCUUUAUCUAGUACCUCUUUAUCUUGCCCAUCAGCUCCUUCAGAUCAGGUCUUAUUCAAUCUGGGACUUGAAGAUAAUCAUAAAUUAAAGAGAUUCCAGAGUUUUCAUAUUACAGCUAAAAUUAUUAAUUCACAGCAUGAAAACUUCAUGAAUCAGUCAUUAACAAAAUAAGUGAAAAUAAUACAUGUGACAAUGUUUUACAGUAAAAGGGGUGAGCCCUGACACAGGUACAUCUAUCUGCAUUACCAUGAAUGGUAACCAAAGUGAGUGGUAUAAUAAACAACAUAACUGAGCUGUCA
Owenia fusiformis is the source of this 1546-nucleotide messenger RNA. Lineage: Eukaryota; Metazoa; Annelida; Polychaeta; Sabellida; Oweniidae. The record is from the annotation of a GenBank genome assembly.